Rhipicephalus microplus (southern cattle tick) is the source of this 2448-nucleotide messenger RNA. RefSeq names its product FAD-dependent oxidoreductase domain-containing protein 1. The record is from RefSeq and is a predicted model, not a curated record. NCBI's taxonomy places the organism in Eukaryota, Metazoa, Arthropoda, Arachnida, Ixodida, Ixodidae. Gene Ontology annotation, biological process: mitochondrial respiratory chain complex I assembly. Gene Ontology annotation, cellular component: cytoplasm.
AGCAGACGGCACGUGCUUGUAAGCUGGGCAAUGUUUUGACUGGUGGUGGUGCCGUGUUGCUUCUUCUCUGUCGUCACCGAAUUUCCUAAUAAUUUGCUGCACCCGAUAGGGUACUAUGAUCCCGCUUAAGUGUCUUCGAAAGGCUAGCGCAGCUUUUACUCGUCUGUGUCAAUGCAAAGAUAUUGUGAGGGCUUGUUCUAGCGAUGGUGGUGGUGGUCGUAAGAAGUCCAAGUUCGUAGUGGAGGAGGAUCUCCCUGACCGCAGAGCGUUUAAAAUUUUGCGGGAUGAGUUCAGAGGCUACAUGAAACCGAAGAGCUCCGAAGUACAAGAGCCGCUUUUUCCCAAAGAAGUGGAUAUUCUCGUUGUUGGCGGCGGCAUCAUGGGAUCUUCUAUCGCCUACUGGCUCAAGCAGAGAGCGCCUGAGAGUUUCAGCCUGGCCGUGCUAGAACGUGAUUUGACGUAUGCUCGAUCGUCAACGGUGCUGUCGAUUGGAGGGAUAAGGCAGCAGUUUUCGUUGCCAGAAAACGUCCAGCUCUCCAUGUUCAGCGCCGAGUUUCUAAGAAACGUCAAGCAGAACCUUAGUGUUUUGGAUUUCGACCCACCUGAUAUACAGUUUCAGCCACACGGCUACCUGUUUCUUGCCUCUGACAAAGGAGCGGACCAAAUGCUGAAAAACGCGGAAAUGCAAGAGGAACUGGGUGCCAAGCUUGAGCUGAUGAAGCCUGAUGAACUCCGUAAACAAUUUCCAUGGAUAAAUACUGACGGUAUCGCCCUUGCAUCACAUGGUCUAGAGAAUGAAGGCUGGUUUGAUCCAUAUGCUCUUCUUACUGCCUUGCGACGAAAAUCGGUCUCUCUUGGGGCACGGUAUCUUAAUGCGGAGCUUGUAGAUUUUGAAUUUCAAACUAUCGAUGCACAACGUGGACCUGAAAUAUCGUAUGAACCUGUAAACCAUGCUGUGGUAAGAACACCAGAUGGAGUGAUACGCAGAAUUACCUUUGCCAUUUUGGUUGUGGCUGCCGGUCCGCACUCUGGUGAAGUUGCCAAGUUGUUGCGUGUUGGUACGGGACAGGGACUCCUGGAGGUCCCUCUGCCAGUCGAACCUAGGAAGCGCUACGUUUAUGUUGUCCAGUGUCCAGAUGGCCCUGGGCUCAACUUUCCACUGGUUGUAACGCCUGACGGAGUGUACUGUCGCCGCGAAGGCCUUGGAGGCCACUAUGUUUGUGGCAAGUCACCUUCUCCUGAUGAAGAACCAGAUGUAGGGGACCUGGAUGUAGAUUAUUCAUUUUUCGACAAGGCAGUUUGGCCAUCACUUGCUCACAGAAUUCCAGCUUUCAAGUCUCUGAAGGUGAAAAGUGCUUGGGCUGGAUUCUACGACUACAACACAUUAGACCAAAAUGGUUGUGUAGGACGGCACCCUUGCUAUAACAAUGUUUUCUUCGCAACCGGAUUCAGUGGCCACGGCAUCCAGAUGGCACCUGGGGUUGGUAGGGCUAUGAUGGAGCUUAUAAUUGAUGGAAAAUUUGUCAGCAUUGAUUUAAAACGUUUUGGCUUAGAGAGAUUCAUACAUCAAGAGCCAAUCAAAGAGGCUAAUAUUGUAUAGUAAAUGUGCUAGGCUCUUCAUAGGCGACAGUGUAAUGUAAUACAUUAUGUAACUAGCACAGCAACAGUGCUGUCUCUGCCCCAUUUCAAAUUCCAAAUGAAAUAUUUGCCUACUUUCUUAGAACAGUCGCACAGCACAUGUUUUAUUUCUGUACUGAUGAAGACACUUGUAAACACUGUGAAAAAGUUGCACAAACUUUUAGAAAGUAGAAGCUAAACAAUAAAGACAACCAUCCUGGCAUAUGCCAGUAGUUUGCAUACAAAGUGCUCCAAGAAAUCUCAAAACUGGCAUGUAAUGUGUUAGGCUAUGGGACUGAAGUACUAUGCACCUAUUUUACAAGACAGAGGACAUUCCUGCAACUGUAGUGCUAAAUUUCACCCCACUCCUUUUCUAUUUCUGGGCUGCUCCAAGGGGUAAGGCCAGAUGUCAGGUACAGCCGCGGCCACAUCUCUGUAAAGCACGCGAACAGCUGGUUUUCGCUCUGCGGGGCAAAACCUUGGGGCAGUAUCAGGCUCUGACGUGGUCAGCGUGACAACUAGGCUGUGCAUGCUCCCGAUACACCACUUCAGAGCCCGAAACUGCCUCAAGGUUUCCGCCCGCAGAGCAAAAACCGGCUGCCCGAGCGCUCUACACAAACGUGGCCGCCGUUGUACAUCGUACAGAGUUUUUAAAAAAUGCUUUAAACUUUGACGAAUAAAGUGCAAAGCUUUUAAUUUAUGACAUCAAUGUUUGCAUACGGUGGGUGGCAGCUACUGGCCUAGCACAUCAUAUUGGCACCAGCAGGUUUGUGAAAUAGUACUACUACUGUGUUUUAGAUUGAAUAAAUGGGCUUUUGAAAUGGAAACACA